CACCCAUACUUUCACGAAAUCUAUACUCGUUUAAAACCCCUCCUUUCUUCCUGUGUCUCUCAACCUCCUCACUUCUCUUCUUCAUUUGCGUUCUCCCCCUCUCUCCCUCUCUUUGUUUCUCGCUGAAAAUAUGUGCCUGCUUUGGCCAGGGGAGGGAGAGGCCAACUGGGUUCAUCCUUCAUAGUUUGAUCAUUGAUGGUUCUUCAACCUUGAAUCACCACACUACGACCCCACCACAUGACAAUGGCCGUCGCUACCUUCUCCUCUUUCAAUGCUUCAGAAAAGAAGCACUGGUGGCUUACCAACCGAAAGAUUGUUGAGAAAUACAUCAAAGACGCUCGUAGCCUCAUUGCGACCCAAGAACAGAGCGAGAUCGCAUCGGCUCUGAAUCUUGUAGACGCGGCACUAGCAAUAUCUCCACGCCUAGACCAGGCGCUCGAGCUCAGAGCCAGGUCUCUUCUUUAUCUCCGGCGUUUUAAGGACGUCGCCGAUAUGCUUCAGGACUACAUUCCCAGUCUCAGGAUGGCAGUCGAGGAGUCGGGCUCUUGUUCUUCGGAUAGUUCGUCUCAGCAGCUCUCAAGGGAGGGAGCGAAGCUGCUCUCAUCUCCGGAGUCGUCGCCGGAUCAGAGUUUCAAGUGCUUCUCCGUCUCGGACUUGAAGAAGAAAGUGAUGGCAGGACUGUGUAAAAGUGGCGAGAAGGGAGGGCAAUGGAGAUACUUGGUGCUGGGUCAAGCAUGUUGCCAUCUCGGUCUGAUGGAGGAUGCAACGGUUCUUCUCCAAACCGGCAAACGACUUGCCAGCGCCGCCUUCCGCCGCGAAAGCGUUUGCUGGUCCGACGACAGCUUCUCUUUAACGAACAUUUCCUUCUCCGGUGACACGGUCAACUCCACUCCCACCACUCCACCUCGGACACCUCUUACCGAAUUUGAGAGCGUCACCCAACUCCUCAGCCACAUCAAGCUCCUCCUCCGCCGUCGCACUGCGGCGCUCGCUGCCCUUGACGCCGGUCUCUAUUCUGAGGCCAUCCGCCACUUCUCCAAAAUCGUCGACGGCCGCCGUGGCGCUCCGCAAGCCUUUCUUGCCGAAUGCUAUAUGCACAGAGCCUCUGCCUACCGUUGCGCAGGCCGAAUUGCGGAGUCUAUUGCGGAUUGUAAUCGCACACUGGCUUUGGACCCCACUUGCAUUCAAGCUCUUGACACCAGAGCUGCCCUUCUAGAAUCCAUUCGAUGCCUGCCUGAUUGCCUACACGAUCUUGAACACUUGAAGCUUUUGUACAAUACAAUCUUGCGGGAUCGCAAGCUUCCAGGUCCUGCUUGGAAGCGUCAUAAUGUGAGGUACAGAGAGAUUCCUGGGAAACUCUGUGCUCUCACGACGAAAAUUCAAGAGCUGAAGCAAAGGGUGGCUUCAGGGGAAACUGGUAAUGUGGAUUACUACGCUUUGAUUGGAUUGCGACGUGGUUGCUCUCGAUCAGAGUUGGAGAGGGCUCAUUUAUUGCUCUGUUUACGGCACAAACCGGAUAAAGCUACCAGCUUCAUUGAUCGCUGCGAGCUUGCGGACGAACGUGAUCUUGAAUCGGUGAAGGAGAGGUCAAAAAUGUCAGCAUUGUUAUUGUACAGAUUGAUUCAGAAGGGUUACACAAGUGUAAUGGCUACUAUCAUGGAUGAAGAAGCCGCCGAGAAGCAGAGGAAGAAGGCGGCGGCUGCUUUGCAAGCUGCACAAGCAGCAAUUCAUGUUCCGGAAAAAAGUGGGUGCAGAACGGACUAUGAGGGGAAGAACUCAGAGAAAACAGUAUCUUCAUCGACUGUAAAUCCUUCUGUAUUCCAGGGCGUGUUUUGCCGUGAUCUUGCCGUCGUUGGGAGCUUGCUUUCUCAAGCGGGAUUCAACCGUUCUAUUCCAAUGAAAUAUGAAGCAUUGAGCUGCUGAUUUGUUGAAAGUUUUCUAGUAUAGUCUUUUGUGUAUGUACAGGCAGUGUGCGAGAGAGAUUCAAUCUUAAUCUAUGCAUGUAUGUACAGACACGAAGCAAGAAAUGUUCUCAUGAUCCAUUGGUACAAAAUAGAAAAUCUGGGGCCCUUGGAGAUAUUAUCGGCAGAGGAAUCUCUCGAUUAAGCAAUCUGGCUCGUCCACUUGGUUGUACAAAAAGAAACCAAGGCAGCCGGAAAAUUUUGUCACCUUUUCUCUUUAAUUCUCCUUUAUCAGUUAUCUUAAUUUAUCAGCUGUGCAGAAUAUCAGUGCUUAAUACUCUCACAUUCGUGAAUUUGGCCCUUCCCUUCUAAAUUUCGCGUUCAAACGUAAUGGUAACCGGCCUCAUAGUCUGGGAUACCUUUAGGCCCCCGGGUGGGGAAAUAUCAAAUAUGGGAUUCUUUUACAUGGAAAAUGUGGCUUUAGUGUUGCAGCCUUGUAGGUGCAAAGUAAUAGGUGUUUGCCUUGGCCUUUUCCCUUUGGUUCAUCCGUGGGAGCAUUUAA
Messenger RNA from Neltuma alba, 2463 nucleotides. RefSeq lists its product as uncharacterized. Bases 238 to 1923 code for a protein of 561 amino acids. The transcript has 3 exons. NCBI's taxonomy places the organism in Eukaryota, Viridiplantae, Streptophyta, Magnoliopsida, Fabales, Fabaceae. Gene Ontology annotation, molecular function: protein binding. The record is from RefSeq and is a predicted model, not a curated record.